This is a messenger RNA of Myotis myotis, 2743 nucleotides long. RefSeq names its product prosaposin (gene PSAP). The coding region runs from base 107 to 1684 and encodes 525 amino acids. Lineage: Eukaryota; Metazoa; Chordata; Mammalia; Chiroptera; Vespertilionidae. The transcript is spliced from 15 exons. Gene Ontology annotation, biological process: sphingolipid metabolic process. The record is from RefSeq and is a predicted model, not a curated record. Gene Ontology annotation, cellular component: lysosome.
GGGCGGAGCUGGCGCAUGCGCGGUAGGCGGUGUCGGGGCUGGGCAGGUUUAUAUCCCCGAGAUCAGCUGACGCCCUGCAUUGCAGACUGCGGACUCCGGCGUCGCCAUGUACGCUCUCUUUCUUCUAGCCGGCCUCCUGGGCGCGGCUGCAGCCAGCCCUGUCCUGGGCCUGAAAGAAUGCACCAGAGGCUCAGCAGUGUGGUGCCAGAACGUGAAGACGGCAGCCGACUGCGGGGCCGUGAAGCACUGCCUGCAGACCGUCUGGAACAAGCCGACAGUGAAAUCCCUUCCCUGUGACGUGUGCAAAGAUGUCAUCACCGCAGCUGACAACAUGUUGAAAGAGAAUGCCACUGAGCAAGAGAUCCUCGUGUACUUGGAGAAGACCUGCGACUGGCUUCCUAAGCCGGACAUGUCGGCCUCAUGCAAGGAGAUGGUGGACACCUACCUCCCAGUCAUCCUGGACAUGAUUAAAGGACAGAUGAGCCAGCCCGAGGAGGUGUGCUCCGCGCUCAGUCUCUGCGAGUCUCUUCAGAAGCACCUGGCAGAGCUCAAUCGCCAGAAGCAGCUCGAGUCCAAUAAGAUCCCAGAACUGGACAUGGCGGAGAUGGUGGCGCCCUUCAUGGCCAACAUCCCCCUCCUCCUCUACCCUCAGGGCGGCCCCCGCAGAGAGCCCCAGCCGAAGGCUGGUGGGGAUGUUUGCCAGGACUGCGUCCAGAUGGUGACCGACAUCCAGAAUUCCGUGAGGACCAACUCCACCUUUGUGCAGGCCUUGGUGGAACAUACCCGGGAGAAGUGUGACCUCUUGGGGCCUGGCAUGGCCGACAUGUGCAAGAACUAUGUCGACCAGUACUCUGACAUUGUUAUCCAGAUGAUGAUGCACAUGCAGGAUCAGCAACCCAAGGACAUUUGUGCAAUGGUCGGGUUCUGUGAGCAGGAGGUGCCCAUGCAGCCGCUGGUCCCUGCCAAAGUGGUCUCCGAGGACGUCAUCCCUGCUCUGGAACUGGUGGAGCCCAUUAAGAAGGGCCUGGUGCAGGCGAAGGAUGAUGUUUUCUGCGAGAUGUGUGAAUAUGUGGUGAAGGAGGUGGUCAAGAUGAUCGACAGCAACAAGACUGAGGAAGAAAUAAUUCACGCUUUCGAUAAAGUGUGCUCAAAAUUGCCCAAAUCCUUGUCGGAAGAGUGCCAAGAGGUGGUGGACACUUACGGCCGCUCCAUCCUGUCGAUCCUCCUGCAGGAGGCGAGCCCUGAGCUGGUGUGCAGCAUGCUCCAGCUCUGCACCAAGCAGAGGCUGCCUGCACUGACCGCACACGUGACUCAGCAGAAUGACGGUGCCUUCUGUGAGGUAUGCAAAAAGCUGGUUGGCUAUUUGGACAACAACCUGGAGAAAAACAGCACGAAGGAGGAGAUCCUGGCUGCUCUUGAGAAAGGCUGCAGCUUCCUGCCCGACCCAUACAAGAACCAGUGUGAUCAGUUUGUGACCGAGUACGAGCCCAUGCUGAUAGAAAUCCUGGUGGAGGUGAUGGAGCCGUCCUACGUGUGCUCGAAAGUUGGAGCCUGCCCCAAAGCCCCUAAGCCUCUCUUGGGAACGGAGAAGUGUGUGUGGGGCCCGAGCUACUGGUGCCAGAGCACGGAGACAGCGGCCUUGUGCAACGCCAUCGAGCAUUGCAAACGUCACGUGUGGAACUAGAAAGAAUGUUCCAGCUUGGAGAAACCACAGCAUCUGUUCCUAAUUGUAUGUCUGGGGGAAUGAACACAGAUCUUUCGACUUUGUUAUAAAAAUAGGCCCCCCCUUUCCCUCACGCUGUUUCUUCUCUCCCUUAUUGUAACAUUGCAGUCAACGCGGGAGGUGCCUAGCCCGCCGCUGACAUAGUGCUUCAGUGUCCUUUUCAUUCUGCCACAUGGAUAAUGACGCCCUGCACCCUGGAGGCCGCUGAGCCUGCCCUUGCAUGUGGUUACCUGGAGGAGGAAGGGGGCUCGCUGCUGGCAGCAGCCAGAAGCUUCUUCACAGAGGCCAUCCGUCCUCUCGGCCGGGGCUUUGCUGAGCCCUGACCGGGGCUUGGGCGCUGGUGGGCUGGCUUCUGUAGCCUCUGCCUACACUAAGGACACCUCCCCGGGCUUCUGGGUUGCUAGACAAAAAAGUGAAACAAAGGCUUUAUAUAUAAGAUUAGAGGCUCACAGUAAUGAGGCUUUGUACUCAGUGUGGUUUGCACUGAAAUUGAGGUUUUGGAAGCGGCUGCUCAGGACACCUGGGUGAGGUUUGGGUUUGCUGACCCUGGGUCAGCCUUUGCUCCAGCUUUCCCGUGUCUUUCCCGGUGAUGUCUUGUUUGGUCCUGUGGGUUUGGGUGGGAGGGGAAAAUCUGCUUGAAUGCAGCCUGCGUAGCUCAGUGUGGGGGUCCUGUGCCCCUGGCUUUUGUGAGUGGACACGUGGACCGUGGUGACCACCUCAUGCCUGCUCUGUGCCUCUGGGCAGCACAGCCCCUUUGACCCGUUUUGUGGAUAUUGCUUUUGACCUUGAAAUAAGUGGAUGACAAGCACCUAAGCCUCUGGCUUCCAGGCAGCGGGCCCGUUGGGCGUGCUGUUCAGGACCUUGGCUGCUGCCCUGCCUUCUCCCCCGUGGCUGACUCUUCUGCUGCACUUCCGGUUGUCAGGGGACAGUAAGACCUGCAGUUGCCAUUAAACGGAUUUAAUGAUUUUUUUGUUUUGCACUAAAGUUUCUGUGAUUUAACAAUAAAGUCUGUCAAUCAGA